CGUUAACAAAUGUGUUUCCCUUCCCAGUCCAAAAUGAUCCUAUAAACAAAAAAUGAGCUCACCACCAAAAUAUAAGGAAAGAAGGAGUUCUAGUGGACCCAUAGAUGUACCAGCCCUUUAUUCAGUGUUCAAUGGGGAGGUAGCAGCAUUACAACCCUAUGGAGCUUUUAUUAAAAUUCCAGGCUACAGAAAGCAAGGUCUGGUCCAUAAGUCACAGAUGUCUAAAGCUAGGGUGGAGGACCCUUCAGAAAUGUUAGCUGUUGGAGAGAUGGUGUAUUGUAAAGUUGUGUCAGUAGAGGGAGAUAAGAUUGGACUGUCUAUGAAGGUUAUCAACCAAACCACUGGUAAAGAUGAGGAUGCAGAAAAUGUUCAACUUAGUUUGGAUGAAAGAAAAAAUAGGAAAGGAUUUCGGAGUGAGAGAGCAAAAAUAGAAUUGGGUGCUAUCUUUGAUACAACAUGCAAGAAGUGUGGUGGCCAUGGACAUUUGGCUCAAGACUGUUUCCAUGCAAAAGGAGGCAAGGCAUAUGAACUAAUACCAGAAGAUGAAGUAAUUUCACCUAGUAAAGAAACAGAUACUUCAUCUAGCAGGAAAAGAAAAAAGAAAGAAAAGAAAGAAAAAAAAGCAAAAAAAUCUAAGAAACAUCGCCAUAGUGAUUCCUUAUCAGAAGAUGAAACAGAAAAAUCUCAUAAAAAGAAACAUAAGAAACACAAACACCACCAUCAUAAACAUGAAAAGAAGAGUCGACAUAAUAACAGCAGUUCAAGUAGUGACGGAUGAACAUUUUAACAAAAACAUUUAUAAUAUUAUAUGUUAUUAUUUUUAUAUGAAAUAAUGAUUUAUAUUAAUGUCAGCUUAUGUUGAGAACAUGCUGUAUCUGUGUUUAGACAAUUCAGUUAACUUGCAUUUUUUUCUCUAUUGAGAAUUUUGCAUUUAAGUAUUGUUUGUGCUUUGGUUAAACUAUCAACAUUAAGUUGACAAACAAAAGUAACAUAAUGUACUGAGUUAUUUAUAAGAACUUGAUUUGGUACAAGCAUUUGUGUAGAAUGAAUUUGGAAAUAAUGUGUCUGUGUACAAAAGGAAAGGUUCAAGGAAUUAUUCAUAAAAUCACCUUUUUUUGCCAUUCCAAGAUUAUUUUUCAUAGGUGUCUGUGAAAUUUUUGUAUGGUUUUAUUUAUUAAAAGAGAAAAAUUACAAAAAAAAUAAUUCAAAGUAAGAGUAAUGAUGAGCCCUCAGAUAUGUUAAUGUCAUAUUAUUGAAAUUUCAAAUAGAAAUCUUCAUCAUAACUUGUCAUGACUGAUUAUUUUGUGUGUUUCGUCAUUACUAGCAUUACCAUUUUGUACUGUAAUGUAAUGCAUUCAGCUGUGACAAAAUUUUUAGAUCAACUUUUUGACUCAAGGUGAUACUGAAUCUGAUGACUUUCUCAAAAGUCAGUUAUAUGAGUCAGAAUUUUUAAUUAUUACACUAUGUUAAUGUUUCAUUUAAGAGAAGGUCUUGUAUAUCAUUGUCACAUGCGUGUAACAAAAAG
Mytilus trossulus (common blue mussel) is the source of this 1525-nucleotide messenger RNA. RefSeq names its product zinc finger CCHC domain-containing protein 17-like. Bases 53 to 778 code for a protein of 241 amino acids. Gene Ontology annotation, molecular function: zinc ion binding; RNA binding. Gene Ontology annotation, biological process: RNA stabilization. Lineage: Eukaryota; Metazoa; Mollusca; Bivalvia; Mytilida; Mytilidae. The record is from RefSeq and is a predicted model, not a curated record. The transcript is spliced from 8 exons.